AAUACCAUUGCUUGCUCGCCCUCUUCUCGUCGUUGCGUCAGCUUCUUCCACAAGCGAUUCGAUCCCGUCUCCAGUUCUCAAUCGCUCCUCCCUCACCUUGAUGGCGAUCGCCGCGGAAUCGCAACAGGAACCGAAGUCUCCUUUGAAGGCUUCAGAAGUGGAGAAACGAUGGACGCUGAAUGAUUUUGAUAUCGGGAAGCCCCUUGGAAGAGGAAAGUUCGGCCAUGUCUACCUGGCCAGGGAAAAGAAGAGUAACCAUAUCGUGGCAUUGAAAGUGCUUUUCAAGAGCCAGCUCAAACAAUCUCAAGUUGAGCAUCAACUGCGGCGUGAAGUUGAGAUACAAAGCCACCUCCGGCAUCCAAACAUAUUACGCCUAUAUGGUUACUUCUAUGAUCAGACUCGAGUUUACUUGAUACUGGAAUAUGCAGCUAAAGGUGAACUCUAUAAGGAACUACAGAAGUCCAAAUGCUUCAGUGAGAGGCGAACUGCUACAUACAUUGCAUCUUUAGCACGAGCUCUGAUAUAUCUCCACGGGAAGCAUGUGAUACAUAGAGAUAUUAAACCAGAGAAUUUAUUGAUUGGACUCCAGGGUGAGCUUAAAAUUGCAGAUUUUGGGUGGUCAGUCCACACAUUUAACCGUAGACAGACCAUGUGUGGAACACUUGAUUACCUCCCCCCUGAAAUGGUGGAAAGCAUUCAACAUGAUGCAAGUGUUGAUAUUUGGAGCUUGGGUAUAUUGUGCUACGAGUUCCUUUAUGGGGUGCCUCCAUUUGAAGCAAAGGAACAUUCUGAUACAUACAGAAGGAUUGUGAAAGUUGAUCUUAAGUUUCCUGCGAAGCCAACUGUUUCUCCUGGUGCACAGGAUCUUAUUAGCCAGAUGCUCGUCAAGGAUUCGACGCAGCGCCUUCCACUUCACAAGCUGCUUGAACAUUCAUGGAUAGUGCAAAAUGCAGAUCCUUCAGGUGUCUAUAGAGGCUGACUGCUUCCUGACGUUAAAUUUCUUCUUGUUUUUGCACCACAAUCCUUGAUUUGUAGAUUAAUUGUAACAGUCAGUGUUGUUCCUUCUUAAAUUCCUUGUUCAUUCACUUCUAUGUUACUGGACUAGUGUCAGAUCUCACCUCUGGUUAUUGGAUUUAUGACGAAUGUUAAAUCUCCAGUCUUCACUUUGUUAA
This is a messenger RNA of Zingiber officinale, 1172 nucleotides long. RefSeq names its product serine/threonine-protein kinase Aurora-2-like. The record is from RefSeq and is a predicted model, not a curated record. The coding region runs from base 101 to 979 and encodes 292 amino acids. Gene Ontology annotation, molecular function: protein kinase activity; ATP binding. NCBI's taxonomy places the organism in Eukaryota, Viridiplantae, Streptophyta, Magnoliopsida, Zingiberales, Zingiberaceae. Gene Ontology annotation, biological process: protein phosphorylation; mitotic spindle organization; regulation of cytokinesis. Gene Ontology annotation, cellular component: chromosome passenger complex; spindle midzone; spindle microtubule. The transcript has 9 exons.